Messenger RNA from Ficedula albicollis (Collared flycatcher), 4028 nucleotides. RefSeq names its product dystrophin related protein 2 (gene DRP2). Gene Ontology annotation, molecular function: zinc ion binding; protein binding. The coding region runs from base 624 to 3440 and encodes 938 amino acids. Gene Ontology annotation, cellular component: plasma membrane. The transcript is spliced from 25 exons. Gene Ontology annotation, biological process: synaptic signaling. Lineage: Eukaryota; Metazoa; Chordata; Aves; Passeriformes; Muscicapidae. The record is from RefSeq and is a predicted model, not a curated record.
AUCAGUACAGCUGCUGUGGAAGCAGAAUCUAUGGAAGAAGCUUUUAAGAGCAGAAGCACACGCGUGGCCAUAUCUAACCCAAAAUGAGAGACGCCAGCCCCGGGAGGCGGUGGGAGAUGUCGGCGGGCGGCGGGAAGCGUGUCUGAGCCCAGCAGCCCGUGCCAGGUCUCCAGAGGUCAGACCACGGCGCUUUCCGCGUUUGUACAUCUCCCCUCCUCCCUUUCCUUUCCCCCUCUCCAUGUGUAUUUUGUCUCCUCCUCCCGUGCGUGCCCGUCUUUGCAUCCCCGCUCCUCUCCCUGCCCUCCUCCGGAUCGAUCGCCGGCCGGGCUCUGCCAAGGGCCGGGCACUUGCUGGGCUCGUCCCCGUUGCCCGCUGUGUUUUUUUUGCCGAGUCAAGGGUGUCUCUUCGGAGGCUCGGCGAGAUGCUGCUCGCGGUGCUGUGAUCGCAUAGCAACACAGCAGCCGGGGCGGUGGAGGAGGAGAGCAGCGGUGCCGGGGCUCAGCAUGCAUCCCUGGCACAGGGACUCCGCUGCUGAUUCACACAGCCAGCCCCGAGCCCGCUGCCCCCGCGCCCUGGACCUGCCCGCCUCGGAAGGUGCUCCAUCCCCAUGACCAUCAGCUCUGAUGCAGCCCCUGGUGAUGCAGGAAUGGCUCUAUGUCCUCCCACGAUGUCCUGAGUGGCACAUCCCGGAGCAGGCGCAGCACAGCAGCGCUGCCCGCCCACUGUCCCAGGUUGAAGCCUCACAGGAUGGUGCAGGACCUUCGUGUGUGACCCCCCGGGCUCCAAGCAGUGCUGCCGGGCCCCAGGCCCCUCUGGAGAUGAAUCUUUGCUGGAACGAGAUCAAAAAAAAGUCCCACAGCCUUCGGGCUCGGCUGGAGGCCUUCUCUGACCACAGUGGGAAGCUGCAGGUGCCCCUGCAGGAGAUCAUUGACUGGCUGGGGCAGAAGGAUGAGGAGCUGUCGGCGCAGCUGCCCCUGCGGGGGGAUGUUCUCCUGGUGCAGCAGGAGAAGGAGACACACGCGGCUUUCAUGGAAGAAGUGAAGUCUCGGGGACCAUACAUUUACUCUGUCCUGGAGUCAGCACAGGCUUUCCUUUCCCAGCACCCGUUUGAGGAAUUAGAAGAACCAGCUUUGGAAAGCAAAGAUGUGUCUCCCCGGCACCGGAUCCAGAACAUCAGCCGCUUCGUGUGGAAGCAGGCCAACGUGGCCAGCGAGCUCUGGGAGAAGCUCACGGCCCGCUGUGUGGACCAGCACCGCCACAUUGAGCGCACCCUGGAGCAGCUGCUGGAGAUUAAAGGGGCUAUGGAGGAGCUCAGCACCACCCUGGACCAGGCUGAAAGCGUGCGGGAGACCUGGGAGCCCAUCGGGGAUCUCUUCAUUGACUCCUUGCCCGAGCACAUCCAGUCAACCAAGCUGUUCAAAGAGGAGCUCUCCCCCAUGAAGGAUGGGGUGAAAGUGGUCAAUGACCUUGCACACCAGCUUGCCAUCUCAGAUGUCCACCUGUGCAUGGAGAAUUCCCGCACCCUGGAGCAGAUCAACACCCGCUGGAAACAGCUGCAGGCCUCCAUAAACGAACGCCUGAAGCAGCUCCAGGAUGCCCACCGAGACUUUGGACCAGGCUCCCAGCACUUCCUCUCCUCCUCUGUCCAGGUCCCCUGGGAGCGAGCCAUUUCCCCCAACAAAGUGCCAUACUACAUCAACCACCAGGCCCAGACGACGUGCUGGGACCACCCAAAGAUGACAGAGCUGUACCAGACGCUGGCGGAUUUGAACAACAUCAAGUUCUCGGCGUAUCGGACGGCCAUGAAGCUGCGGCGGGUGCAGAAAGCCCUUCGAUUGGACAUGGUCACCCUGGCCACGGCUUUGGAGAUCUUCAAUGAGCACGACCUGCAGCCCAGCGACCGGGCGAUGGACGUGGUGGAGGUCAUCCACUGCCUGACCGCCCUGUACGAGCGGCUGGAGGAGGAGCGGGGCAUCCUGGUCAACGUGCCCCUCUGCGUGGACAUGAGCCUCAACUGGCUGCUGAAUGUCUUUGACAGUGGCCGCAGCGGGAAGAUGAGGGCUCUCUCCUUCAAGACGGGCAUCGCGUGUCUGUGCGGGACAGAGGUCAAGGAGAAGUUCCAGUAUCUCUUCAGCCAAGUGGCCAACGCCGGGGGGCUGUGCGACCAGCGGCACCUCGGCGUGCUGCUCCACGAGGCCAUCCAGGUCCCACGCCAGCUGGGGGAGGUGGCAGCGUUCGGGGGCAGCAACGUGGAGCCCAGCAUCCGCAGCUGCUUCCGCUUCAGCAAUGGGAAGUCUGCCAUCGAGGCGUCCCAGUUCCUGGAGUGGGCCAACCUGGAGCCACAGUCCAUGGUGUGGCUGGCGGUGCUGCACCGGGUGACCAUGGCCGAGCAGGUGAAGCACCAGACCAAGUGCUCCGUGUGCCGGCAGUGCCCCAUCAAGGGGUUCAGGUAUCGGAGCCUGAAGCAGUUCAAUGUGGAUAUCUGCCAGACCUGCUUCCUCACCGGGCGAGCCAGCAAGGGCAACAAGCUGCACUACCCCAUCAUGGAGUACUACACCCCGACCACAUCCACUGAGAACAUGAGAGACUUUGCCACGACACUGAAGAACAAGUUUCGGUCCAAGCAGUACUUCAGCAAGCACCCCCAGAGAGGGUACCUGCCCGUCCAGUCCGUGCUCGAGGCUGACUGCUCUGAGACCCCAGCCUCCUCCCCGAUGCUACCACAUGCUGACACACACUCCCGGAUCGAGCACUUUGCCAGCAGGCUUGCAGAGAUGGAAAGCCAGAACUGUUCCUUCUUCAGUGAUAGCCUGUCCCCUGAUGACAGCCUGGACGAGGACCAGUACCUGCUGCGCCAUUCCAGCCCCAUCACCGACAGAGAGCCUGGGGGCAGCCAGCAGGCUCCAGGAAGCCUCAACAUGGAUGACAAGGGAGAGCUGGAGAGAGUCCUGGCCCACUUAGAGGAUGAAAACAGGAUCCUCCAGGGAGAGCUGAGACGUUUGAAGUGGCAGCAUGAUGAGGCAGUGGAGUCUCCAACCUUGGCUGCAGGCUCUCCUGAGUCAGUGCAAGACCCGUGCAACGACGAGCUGCUGGCAGAGGCGCGAAUCCUCCGGCAGCACAAGAGCCGCCUGGAGACGCGGAUGCAGAUCCUGGAGGACCACAACAAGCAGCUGGAGUCACAGCUGCACAGGCUGAGGGAGCUGCUGCUGCAGCCUCCAGCAGAGUCAGAAGGCAAUGGUUCAGCAGCCUCCUCCUUGGCUUCAUCUCCACAUCAGUCAGAAGGCAGCCAGGCAAAGGAGAAGGAACACAACACCCCUGACACUGAAACUGCAGAUGAGGUGGAAGCCAAAACCCAGGAGGUCAGCAUGUGCCUGGAAGACAUCAUGGAGAAGCUGCGGAGCGCCUUCCCCAACUCUCGAGGUAUGACCUCCCUUAUCUAACAGCUCCUGUGAGCCAGAGGCUUUUCCUAACCAGCUACCUGGCUGCUUUCCUCCCCCUCUCUCCCUGCCAUGCUCCCUGUGCUGCAGCAGACCUCACACAGACUCCCUCCGAGCUGGUGGUGCAGGAUGCUUGCCAGCUCCAGAAGAUCUCAGGGGAAUGUAGGUCAUGCAGGAGUGGGACUGUGGGCUCCCCAGGAGGCUGGUUUGGUCGCUCAGCCACAGUGCCCAGGCCUGGGUGGGGUGGUUCAGAAGAAAGAACUGAAGCCAUGAGAACUGCCUGUCUCCCCUGGCACCCACAGGCUGCUGCCUUUGCCUGUAGCCCUCAGGGGAUGCAGAGCUCAGCAUCCCACUCUUCAUUUAUGCCCAGGAGCCUCCAGGUCUGUGGGCACCAAAACACUCCUGGAGCCACAGAAUUUUUAAAAUAACUCUUUAUAACAAUAACCAGCUGCCAGCCUUAUAGUUUGAACUCUGCCACCCAAGGCUCUGCAGCCAGCCAGGCACAUACCACCAGGAGAGAGUCUGUGAGGUUUAUGGAGUAGGGAUUGAGUCCAUGUUAGAGCUUCAGCCCAGCUAGUAGCCUUAUAUUGA